Talaromyces atroroseus is the source of this 948-nucleotide messenger RNA. RefSeq lists its product as hypothetical. The record is from RefSeq and is a predicted model, not a curated record. The coding region runs from base 1 to 948 and encodes 315 amino acids. The transcript is spliced from 3 exons. Lineage: Eukaryota; Fungi; Ascomycota; Eurotiomycetes; Eurotiales; Trichocomaceae.
AUGCAUUCGUUUGUCCCCGUGUCGCUUGUGGCGACUGCUACUCUCUUUUCUGCUGUGCAGGGAAUCAACAUCCUCGAACCUGCCGAUGGCGAGACCGUCUACGCAUCCCAGGGAUUCGACGUCGUCUGGACCUACGACUCAUCCGACUUCACCAACUGGGAGAUUGAGCUUGCCAACCCGACACCCGGCGCACUUUUGGCCACCAAUGUCAUCCAGCCCUCGCUCGCCAGCGGCGCCACUUCCACCUUUACCUAUCAUAUAGCAGCCUUCACUGGCGUCGCUGAUGGAGACAACUACCAUGUUGUCAUGGACCCGAGGAACGGAGGAAUCGGCUCAUACCCGGAGUCAGGCGCAUUCACUAUUGUGAACGGCGCAAGUGGUACGACGACGACCUCUUCGACUAACCCGACGCCUACUUCUUCUUCUUCUUCUUCGUCAUCGUCAUCGUCGCCGUCGUCCUCUUCUUCUUCCUCUUCCUCCAGCUCAACCAGUACUAGUGCCACCCCUCCCCCAUCACAGACCAGUACCACUAGCAGUCCCUCUAUAUCAACACCAAGCUCUUCAUACAGCAGCAGUCACUUACCAAGCACAGCAUCUUCAUCUUCAUCUUCAACUUCAACUUCAACAUCCACUUCGGAAAGCACAACACUCUCCGUCUCAACCACCUCAACCCUUAUACCCACCACGGGCUUAAACAGCACCAUCGUCAGCGCCAGCACCAGCUUCUCAACCUACACAUCCGGCACCGUGUCGAGUGUAAUUCCACAGUCAACCAUCUACAAGACCACCGUCGUCGGACCCAGUUCGACCACCUCAUCAUCAUCGACGGGCACGGAAUCGGCCACUUCGUCGCCGACCAUUGCGCUAGCAGCGGGUGGCAAGGCUGUUUCGCCCUUGGGAUUGGUGUCUGGUGUUGUUGGGGCGGUUCUAGGAUUGUUUAUGCUUUAA